CACGAUCUUAACUCAGAACCAAAGUAUUCGAGCAUUGCUGCUCCAAGUGGAAGGUGCUCGUUGUUCAUUGUUUUGAUAUUUCCUUCUGUGCCAAGAAUCCUUGGCGCAAAUCAUGUGGCAACUGGUUUCUGCAUUGACCUUGGUCGGCGUGACUUUAGUGACGGCGUUGCCGCAAGGCAACGAAAAAGGUAGUCUCGCCGAUCUCAUCGCCCAAGCGUUCCCCUCAACUACGACUCCUCAGGGGGUUCCCGCAAUAGACGGCGAUGUCGAUAGCCUUAUUAAAAACAUCUUCAGCAACGUUACCACCACUACUGCUUCCUCAAAUGUUAUCCUUGGCACCGCGAAUCAAACACCUUCGAAACCUGAUGACUGCGAAUGUGUGCCUUAUUAUCAGUGCAAAGAAGGCAAGAUCUUGGAUAACGGAAUCGGCAUCAUCGAUAUCAGGUCCGAUUUUGGUGAUAAGGAUGAGAAGCCUUCGGGAGCUCUUGGGGUAUGUGAUAAUUACUUGGAUGUUUGCUGCAAACCUCCGGAUCGGCAGCCACCAUCCACGCCUGAACCAAUCGGUAGGAAAGGAUGUGGACAACGACAUGCUGAAGGAGUCGGCUUCAGAAUCACCGGUCAAACCGAUAAUGAGGCCCAAUUCGGUGAAUUUCCAUGGAUGGUGGCUAUUUUGAAAGAGGAGGCUAUUGGCAGCAAUGGCCAGAAAUUGAAUGUUUAUCAAUGUGGCGGAGCUCUUAUUCACAGGCAGGCCGUUCUCACUGCAGCUCAUUGCGUCAAUGGGAAACAGCCACAGGAGCUGAAAGUUCGUGCAGGAGAAUGGGACACGCAGACGAAGAACGAAAUCUAUCCACAUCAAGAUCGCGAAGUCGAGAAAGUCGUGGUUCACGAAGGCUUCCAUUCCGGUGCACUCUACAACGAUUACGCUAUCCUGAUCCUGAAAACUCCAGUUGAGUACGCGGAGAACGUUGAUAUCGUAUGUCUCGCUGAAAUAAAUGCAAACUUCGACGGAUCCAAAUGUUUCGCCAGCGGAUGGGGAAAAGACAUAUUCGGCAAAGAGGGACGUUAUCAAGUGAUUUUAAAGAGAGUAGAGCUUCCUAUAGUACAACAUAAUACGUGUCAAGAUAUUAUGCGUACUACCAGAUUGGGAAAAUACUUUCUACUAGACAAAAGUUUUAUCUGCGCGGGUGGAGAAGUAGGAAAAGAUACUUGCAAGGGCGACGGUGGAAGUCCUCUCGUGUGCCCGCUAAGGAAUGAUCCGACUAAAUACGUUCAAGCUGGUAUCGUAGCCUGGGGUCUUGGCUGUGGCGAGAAUGGAACUCCCGGCGUUUAUGCUAAUAUAGCCUAUGGUCGUCAAUGGAUCGAUGAACAAAUGGCUUUCCACAAUUUGGACAACAGUGUUUAUCAAUAUCCCAACUGAUUGCUCUGUGCCAAUAUUUUUUUUAAAUUUUUAGCAGAUCAUAAAUAAUUCCAUUAAUAUUUAAGUAUUGAGUUCUUUUUACGUCAAAUAAUUUUACAUUGACAAUAAAUGUGAUGUUUGAAGCUUACGUUGACAGUCUAUACUAUAGGAUUCCGAAUCUCUUCUUUUAUAUUUGUCGCUUGAAUUAUGCAUUUAAAAGUGACUGUUGAUCUAUGUAUAUGACGAAAUACAAAUAAGCAUUGUAAAAAAUAACAUAUGACAUUUUUUGUAUAUGACGCACAAGUGAGUAAUAAAAA
This is a messenger RNA of Acromyrmex echinatior (Panamanian leafcutter ant), 1713 nucleotides long. Its product is annotated as phenoloxidase-activating factor 2. The record is from RefSeq and is a predicted model, not a curated record. Gene Ontology annotation, molecular function: serine-type endopeptidase activity. Gene Ontology annotation, biological process: proteolysis. Lineage: Eukaryota; Metazoa; Arthropoda; Insecta; Hymenoptera; Formicidae.